ACAUCAACAGCUUGGCGACAAAAAAGAUGCAACCGGCAAAAUGGCCGUCGUCUGCCGGCCGUCUUCAUUUCUUUAUUUGAAAACGAACAAUUAUCAAGUAGUUAUCUCCAUUUCUAACCCAACCUUCCAUACUCCCACUACCAUCACUUACUUCCAUGGCUUCUUCUCUCUCCCCCGCCUCCCUCUCUACCAUCCUCCGCCGCCGUUACGAUCCAUCGAAUUCCCUUUCUUCUCGGAGCUCCUUUGUUCCGCCGGAGCUGGUCGUGCCAGUGAAGACAACUCUGUCUCUGAACCGAUGCUCCGUCAUCCGAGCCAGCACUGAGAUUGUCUCCAAUGAUCGAGUAGACACUUUUGAGUUGAACAGAGAGAAAAGAAAAUCAUUAAGAGUUGGGAUCAUUUGCGGAGGUCCUUCUGCGGAGCGUGGGAUUUCGCUGAACUCCGCUAGAUCAGUCCUUGAUCACAUACAGGGGGAAGAUUUUCAUGUGAAGUGCUACUACAUUGACAGUAAUCUCAAUGCCUUUGCAAUAUCCUCUGCUCAGGUAUAUUCAAAUACUCCUGCAGAUUUUGAUUACAAACUUGAAAGCCUUGCCCAAGAUUUCCCAUCUUUAUCAGACUUUACAGAACAUCUUGCUGCCUCAGUUGAUAUAGUUUUCCCAGUUAUCCAUGGCCGAUUUGGUGAAGAUGGUGGAAUUCAGGAACUAUUGGAAAAAGCUAAUAUUCCAUUUGUUGGCACUAGGUCAAAGGAAUGCCGUACAGCAUUUGACAAGUAUGAUGCUUCUGUGGCUCUUGAUAGAGAAGGUUUUGUGACUGUACCUGGUUUCCUAUUCCAGGGAAGUGAAUAUGACAAAUCCCAAUUAUUAAAAUGGUUUGUGGAAAAUAAUCUGGAUGCUGACCAUGGAAAAGUUGUGGUUAAACCAGCAAAAGCAGGGUCAAGCAUUGGAGUCUCUGUUGCUUAUGGUGUUACUGAUUCUCUUAAGAAAGCUAAUGACAUAAUAUUGGAGGGAAUUGACGACAAAGUCCUUAUUGAAAUUUUUCUUGAGGGAGGAAAAGAAUUUACUGCCAUUGUUCUGGAUGUUGGUUCUGGUUCUGAGUGCAGACCUGUUGUUCUACUACCAACUGAGGUGGAGCUUCAUUUACAUGGAAGUGGCGAUUUGUAUGAGAAGGAUGCAAUAUUUAACUAUCGAAGGAAGUAUCUUCCUACAAGGCAGGUUUCAUACCACACUCCUCCUAGGUUCCCAGUAGAUGUCAUAGAAAGUAUCCGUCAUGGAGCAUCUCUACUUUUCCAAAGACUUGGCCUGCGUGACUUCGCUAGGAUUGAUGGAUGGCUUCUGCCCCCUUCUCACUUGUCGUCUUCUUUGGAAAAUAAGUUUGGGAAAACUGAAUCCGGUACUAUAGUAUUUACUGACAUCAACUUGAUUAGUGGGAUGGAGCAAACAAGUUUCCUGUUUCAACAGGCUUCUAAGGUUGGAUUUUCUCACUCAAAUGUCCUAAGGAGCAUCAUUAAUCAUGCUUGUAUGAGGUUUCCCACCUUGGCUCCUUAUUUUUUAUUGUCAAGUUCCUCAUCUAGAUUGAGAACAUCAACAUCACAGUAUCAGCCAGAAAUAUUUGACAAACACCAAGAUAAGCAUAAAGUCUUUGUCAUUUUUGGUGGUGACACUUCUGAACGUCAAGUAUCUCUUAUGAGUGGAACCAAUGUCUGGCUGAAUUUGCGAGCUUUUGAUGAUCUCGAUGUAACUCCUUGUCUGCUAGCACAUUCAAAAGGCUAUCCUUUCAAUUCAGGUACAAAUGACGAUGAUGCUCAUGCAAGCACCAGAACAGUCUGGUCAUUGCCAUACUCUCUUGUGUUGAGGCAUACAACAGAAGAAGUUCUUGAUGCAUGUUUGGAGGCUAUCGAACCCUCUCGGGCAGCGUUGACUGCUCAAUUACGAAACCAAGUAAUGGAUGAUCUCACGAAAGGCUUGAAGGAACACAAUUGGUUCUCAGGAUUUGAUAUUCCUGAUGAGAUACCAGUAGAGUUGACACUGAAAGAGUGGAUCAAACUGGCUAAGGAAGUUAAGGCAACAGUUUUCAUUGCGGUGCAUGGAGGCAUUGGUGAAGAUGGUACUCUCCAGUUAAUGCUUGAGAGUGAAGGAGUUCCUUAUACUGGUCCUGGCGUGAUGACUUCGAAGAUAUGCAUGGACAAAGUUGCGACUUCUCUUUCUCUCAACCAUCUUGCAGACUUUGGAGUUCUUACCAUAAACAAGGACGUUCGAAGUAAAGAUGAUCUACUUGGUAUGCCAGUUCACGAAGUUUGGCACGAUUUGACAUCAAAGCUCACAUGUGAGACACUUUGUGUAAAACCAGCUAGAGAUGGAUGCUCUACUGGGGUAGCGAGGCUAUGUUGUGCACAAGAUCUUGAAGUUUAUGUAGAAGCAUUGAAGAAUUGCCUUCAUAGGAUUCCUUCUAAUAGUUUGUCAAAGGCACACGGAGUAAUUGAGAUGCCAAAUCCUCCACCAGAGCUCUUAAUCUUUGAACCUUAUGUUGAGACUGAUGAGAUUAUUGUAAGUUCAAAAUCCUCAAAUGAACUUACAUGGAAAGGACAGAGUAGAUGGGUAGAAGUCACAGUUGGGGUUGUGGGAAAAAAUGGGUCAAUGCACUCUUUAACUCCAAGUGUCACAGUCAAAGAGACUGGAGGUAUUUUGUCACUUGAAGAGAAAUUCCAAGGUGGCACUGGAAUCAAUCUUACUCCACCGCCCUUGUCUAUUAUUAGUAAAGAGGCGUUGGCAACAUGUAAACAAAGAAUUGAAGUUAUAGCAAAUACUCUGCAAUUAGAAGGGUUUUCACGUAUUGAUGCUUUCAUCAAUGCCGACAGUGGUGAGGUAUUGAUUAUAGAAGUAAACACAGUUCCUGGAAUGACACCAUCAACUGUUUUGAUACAUCAGGCAUUGGCAGAGCAACCUCCGAUGUACCCACACGAGUUCUUCCGGACAUUGUUGGAUUUGGCAUCAGAGAGGUCCAAGUAAAUAUCAUGUACUUAUUUCAUCAUCAUAAUAAUAAUGUCUUUCUCAAGAGGACUCGUGUUGUAUUUCAAGGAUGUGAAUGUAUCUUAAUUAUUUGUUUGAGAACACUAAUAGAGUGAUCGAGUAGAAUAAGUAAACUAAGUUUUUGAAAUUGUUUGUUUUCAAUCUAG
Impatiens glandulifera is the source of this 3169-nucleotide messenger RNA. RefSeq lists its product as uncharacterized. Gene Ontology annotation, biological process: peptidoglycan biosynthetic process. The record is from RefSeq and is a predicted model, not a curated record. Lineage: Eukaryota; Viridiplantae; Streptophyta; Magnoliopsida; Ericales; Balsaminaceae. The transcript has 24 exons. Bases 156 to 3002 code for a protein of 948 amino acids. Gene Ontology annotation, molecular function: metal ion binding; D-alanine-D-alanine ligase activity; ATP binding. Gene Ontology annotation, cellular component: chloroplast.